UGACAACCAGUGCCCUAGUUUCUCUCAGUCAGAGUCUGGCGGUUACAAGCUAAGACAUGUUUUCCCGUCUUCGCAAGCGUUUUGGGAGGGGGAAUGUCGAUUCUGGAGAGACUAAAGUGAAGGAGUCUAGCCUUUCGUCUCAAAGUAAUGAUGGACAAAGACAGCACUUCUGGGGAAUGUUGAACGCUGGGAGAGAAACAUCAUCCCCUGGCACUGAACUAAGCGAGAAUCAGGCCAAGACGGAAAAGGAGAGGCUGAUUGGAGAGCUGCAGCUCAUUACCGAGGAGAGAAAUGACCUGAGAGAUCGCCUGAGGUUUCUGACAGAGAGAUCCAUGAAGAACAGGCCACACUUCAGGCCAAAUCCAUAUUAUGAAGACCUGGAGAGAAUGGAGGAGGCGGUCAUGUCAAUUCUGCACAACUUAGAGAUGGAGAACACUGAAAUCCAUGAGAACAACCAUAAGCUGAAGAAGGAGAUUACCUUCUCUAGAAACCUGCUCAGCCAGCUCCUGAUGGAGAACACAUGUAGGAAGAAGUUGGUCCCACUGAAGCAGGAGAGCAAGGAGGUACAUCUUGAUUGUGCACUGAACCAGAAAUAUUUGGUUGACUUCAACAAGAAAGAUAAAGACCAGCAACGUCCAGACCCAGCAUCAUCUGGUCUCAGAAAGUGCAAGAGAGCUGGAAUUGGACACACCCCAGUAAGAGAGCUUCCUGAAGAAUAAGUUGCUUUCUCAGGAGUCCCUGAUGACAAACAUCCUGAAUGAAAACAGCACCUGAGAGACAACUUGGGGGACAGCCUUUCAUUAUGUGUGCAAGAGGAGAAACAGCAAUACAUCUGUGCUUCUAAAUGUUCCUUAAGAAUGUGCUGUUUAGAAAUAUUUUUGUUAUGAUUUUAAUUGAAAUUUUCUUUUUGUUGUUUCAUAUUUAUAUGUUCUUGUUACUGUUUUUAUCUUUUCACAUACUUUUAAAUAUUUUAAUUUAUUUGUUUUAAUCUUGUUUUGUUGUAAAAAUGAAUUCCUUAUGAAUAAAUAUUGAAUUCUA
Molecule: messenger RNA, 1038 nt
Organism: Rattus norvegicus (Norway rat)
Lineage: Eukaryota; Metazoa; Chordata; Mammalia; Rodentia; Muridae
Source: RefSeq, a predicted model, not a curated record